AUGGGCGAGUUCUUGUCCAAUGACGAUAAGUCGUUGAAGUCUGAUCUCUCACUUGACCUAGCUGCCUUCCACAAGGGAGCGACCACUACGGCUACGAGACAGCUCAAUAGUCAGCUGAUUGAGCUGGGACUGAGGGAUACAAAGUGGUGGAAGUGUGGAGCCCGGGAAUACCGCCAGCGUCGAGCCCAGGGCGCAACACCUUUCCCUCGACCUAUGCUCUUGGGAGAAGCAGAGGAGAUCAGUAUUGAAUCGAAUCAUGGGCCAGCCAUAAAAUGUCGUCUGUUUCAACCUCCUGGCGCAAAACCGAUUGGAGUCUUUUAUCACAUCCACGGUGGUGGCUAUGUCCUCGGCUCUGCGGAUAGUCAAGAUCUUCUCCUGGCUGAGAUCUCUCGGUCCGCUCGGUUGGUUGUGGUCUCGGUCGAAUACCGCCUUGCACCAGAAAAUCCUUAUCCAGCUGCAUUGGAAGAUUGCUGCACCGUCGCCGACUGGCUUGAACAGCACGCACAAGAAAAGUGGGACUGUGACUUGAAUUUCAUCGGCGGCGAGUCUGCCGGUGCUACGCUUUCUGCUCUUGUUGUCCUUCAUCUGCAACAACGAGGACUGCUAUCUCGUAUCAGAGGGGUCGUUCUCAGCUACGGUAACUUUGAUCUUUCAGCUCUACCCUCUCUACGGGGGUUAGAGAGGUCAGAGACUCCAAUUUUGAACUACGAGGACGCCGAGCAAUUUCUCGACGCAUACCUGCCUGGUCGCACACCUGACCAGAGAAAAGCCGCCACCAUCUCACCGGCGUACAACAAGCUCAGCGACUUGGUUCCGGCGUUGUUUUUGGUCGGCACUGAGGAUGGCUUGGUAGAUGAUAGCAUCUUGAUGGCGUCACGGUGGCAGUUGGCAGGAAAUGAAGCUAUUCUGAAAUUCGUACCGGGUGCCUGCCAUGGUUUCAUGACAUUCAAUGGCCAUGUUGUCGAGAAAGAGGACGUUGUUGUUCCUAUAGGGGGCCUCCACGCGAAUUCGCAGAAUAAGCCAACGUCAUACGUGGCCAUCGACAAUCUUGCUGUAGUCUUAGCUCAUCAUAGGCUCAGUGGGGUUGACCCGCUUUUAGAACUAUCCGAGGCAAGCUCAACCCUUCAAAACUUCAAUCCCCUCGAGCAAGCCGAGGAGAGGAGAGAGGCUUUGAUUCAAAGACGGCAACGUAGGCUGGGAGCUUGGGACGACGCAAAAGAGACCGACAUGGCACCGUCUGGAGAACUGGUCGCCCUUGUGACCGGGGCGAACGGCGUCACCGGCGACUAUCUGAUCCGGCAGCUCGCCUCGGAGCCUCAGUGGACCAAAAUUAUCGCAACUUCACGCCGACGACCAUUCCGGCUCUCGAAGGACCCCAGGGUGGUAUUUGGCCAGGCGGACCUCAACUCCGACGUGGGCUCGAUCUCACAGGCACUCCGGGACAUGGGCGCCACCAAAGUGACACAUUUCUUCCACAUGGCAUACAUCCACCAUGACGCGUUCGAGAAGCAAUACGAAUACAAUGUGAAGUUUUUCAUCAACAUCCUGACCGCGGUCGAUGACAUCAACAAGGACACACUCCAGCGUGUCGUGCUCCAAAACGGGGCCAAAUAUUACGGCUUUCACUUCAAAGCACCGCCCAAGGAGCCCGUCACCGAAGACCUCGGCCGACUCGGGCUCGAGGGCCCGCCCAACUUUUACUACCCCCAAGAGGACUUUAUGUUUGAGCUGCAGAAACACAGGAAGUGGACCUGGUCGACGACGCGUCCAUUCUUGAUCAGUGGGUUCAGCUUUGGUAGCGGACAGUCAUUUACGUGCACGGCCGCCCUGUACUUUACCAUGCAAAAGUAUCUCGGCGAGCCGGCGGUAUUUUCCGUGCCAUCCGAGGGCGAAGGGUGCUACGAGAAGCGACAGGACUUCUCCUCGGCGGCGAACAUCGCUGCCUUCACAACUCGUCUUGCCCUCCAUCCAAACGCCCAAAACCAAUCGUACAACAUCGUCGACGCGGAUCCGAAGGGACUCACGUUCAGGGAGAUUUGGGAAAGUAUGGGUCAGUACUUUGGGGUUCCGGUGACGACCAGAGCCGGAUUCGACAUUGAGGCCGAUAUCGAAUCAAAGCUGAAGCGUGGUGUAUGGGAGGAAUUGGUGGCGAAGCACGGGGGGGACAAGGACGCUUGCGACAAGUUCGCGACGUGGUCCUUUUUCGGAUGGAUCAUGAGAUACGCUACCUGGGGCGCUUCGGUCAGUAUGGACAAAGCCGCACGGGAGCUUGGUUGGACAACCCGCUUUGACACGAGAAAAGACUUGUGCAAAAUAUUCGACACAAUGAAAUUGGAAGGUGUGAUCCCACAGCUCUAG
Molecule: messenger RNA, 2358 nt
Organism: Fonsecaea monophora
Lineage: Eukaryota; Fungi; Ascomycota; Eurotiomycetes; Chaetothyriales; Herpotrichiellaceae
Exons: 10
Coding region: 1-2358 (785 amino acids)
Molecular function (GO): hydrolase activity
Source: RefSeq, a predicted model, not a curated record